Messenger RNA from Drosophila kikkawai, 3060 nucleotides. RefSeq names its product Makorin 1 (gene Mkrn1). Lineage: Eukaryota; Metazoa; Arthropoda; Insecta; Diptera; Drosophilidae. Gene Ontology annotation, biological process: protein polyubiquitination. The record is from RefSeq and is a predicted model, not a curated record. Gene Ontology annotation, molecular function: ubiquitin protein ligase activity; metal ion binding.
UGUUAUGUAUGUGAUUUUCUUUGUCGCUCACUUUGGUCACACUAUACAAGCGAAAAAAAAGAUUGUGAAUGUGAGUGCAUAAAACGACAAAGCCAACAAUUUGUCAUCGUUGAGAGUUGUCAGAUUUGUAAAAUCAAACCCUUUUGCAAUUGUAUAGCAAAAUGAGUGCCGUCGCAAGCAGCGAUCCAGCCAUCAGCGGCAUGGCCCUUGGCCGGAGUCAGACCAUUUGCCGCUACUACGUGCGGGGCAUUUGUCGGUUCGGGGAGCUUUGCCGCUUCUCCCACGACCUCACUCGCGGCCGUCCGGAAUGCGAGGAGCAGCGUGCCGAGGUUGUCCCAGCAGAGAGUCCCCGGCCCAGCACUAGCUGCAGCCAUAGCAUCAACAGCACCAUCAGCCAGCAGCGAAACUGGGUAAACGCACCAGUGUUUGUGCCCAGCCAAAAGCGAAUUCCUCCUCCCAUGGAACAAAGCGAGGGCUCAGAGGCGGGGGCGAAAACGGAAACCGACAUGGAGGCUGCGUCGGGCGUUGUGGAGUGUAACCCCGUCUCCUGGGCCGAAGUUGUUGGCGGGCCAUCGUCCCUCAACAACAAACGGGACUUUACUUUGAUCAAGCCCGCUUCCUUGGACGAGGUCUGUCCGUACGAAAGCCCAUGCGUUUGGGGAGAGCAUUGCCCGUACCGUAUCCACAUGGAGCUUUGCGAAAUGUGCGACCAAUAUUGCCUGCAUCCCACGGAUCAAGCCCAGCGUAAGAAGCACAACCGCGAAUGCCUACAGCAGCACGAGCAGGCGAUGGAGCUCUCGUUCGCCAUUGCCAGAUCCAAGGACAAGACGUGCGGCAUAUGCUUUGACACGAUCAUGGAGAAGGCUGGUCGCGAAAAGCGAUUCGGAAUCCUGCCCAAUUGCAACCACAUAUUCUGCCUGGAGUGCAUUCGCACAUGGCGUCAGGCCAAACAAUUUGAACAUAAAAUAACGCGAGCCUGUCCCGAAUGCCGCGUGUGCUCGGACUUUGUCUGUCCCAGUGCAUUUUGGGUGGAGACCAAGGAGGAGAAGGACAAACUGCUCAAUGAUUAUCGCGUCGCCUUAGGAGCUAAGGACUGCAAAUACUUCAAAAAAGGCGAGGGCAAGUGUCCCUUUGGUAACAAAUGUUUCUAUAAGCAUGCUCUUCCCAAUGGAGAUAUUGUCGAUGUGGGAUUGCCGAAGCGUACUCGAAAGCUACAGAGCCAGAAUGAAAUAAUGGACCUACUUGAUAUUUAUCUGUGGGACUACGUUGACAGGCGGGAUUAUCAUUGGCUGGAGAUAUUUUCAAGUGAUUUAAGCGAAAGUUCCGAUUUCUCCGAUGAAGACUAAGCUUCUGGAGCAAAAUGAUAAACAAAGAAUCAACCACAUCCCGAAAAGCACACACAAAAAUUUGGAUAUACUGUCGCAGCGAAACGUAAUCAAUAUUCAAACGAUAUAUAUAAAUGAUACUGAACCAAAUAUCGAAAGCGAAAUUAAACAAAAAGAAGAUGUAUUUGGGUACCAAAUUUAGGUUUACAUAAAUAUUUAUUCUCCACUUAAUGCAACGAAAUUUACAGCAACUUUUCCGUACUUGUAUUAAAUUAAAUUAUAUUUAAUACCAUUAGCAAGUGGUUAAACUUAAAGACCUAAAGGAACGUUGAUAUAUCAUUAAAUUUGAUUACACAACUUUAGAGAUAAACAAGCAGGAAGCAAACAGUACAUUUUCAAAAUAGGUGAUAUAAAACGUGUAAACUAUGCCUUUCAGACUGAAUUGUAAAGAUAAAAUACAUUCUUAAAUCGGUUUUCUACUCAUUUUGAUCUUUAACCAACUACCAACUACAACUAAGCAAACGCACACUGCAAACGACAUGUGUACGGGUGCACGUCUAUUUGUACGAUUGCGGAGAGAUAGACAUAGAGACAUUAAAUCUUGAAACUGUUCCCAUUCGCCGAUAAAUGAAAUUUUUGUUAUUGUUAUGAGCCCAGCCCCUAUGUUAGAGUAUUCCUAUUGCCUACCUACAUAUAUGUAAUUCAGUAUAUUUGUAAUCGUUGGCCACGCGCAUAAUGCCAAAUGCCUUGCACACAAACCACAAAUCUAUAUGUAUGUAUAUCCUCUAAUGUAUGUAUAUGGUUUUUAAGUUUAUAUUUUCGAAAUGUACCUCUUUAAAAUGUUUUCGUUUUUACUGAUACAGAAACACUGUGUUGUCCAUUAGGAAAUCAACAAUUUAAUAAACUAAGGGAACUAACAUAUGUAAACCCAACAUGUUCAAAAUUAAAAGCCUAAAAUCAAUGAAGAAACUUCAAUUAAAUGAAAUGAAAAUCUCAAUAAUUGCAUAGAAUCGGGUACGCCGCCGGUCUCUGGAACCCAUUUGUAUGUGAUUCAUAGUUGACAAACGAAAAAAAAACAGAUAUCUUAUGAGUAAUUGGUAUUAAGUAUAUAUAGUUUUAAAAAUCAAACAAAUGGUCGUUGAAAUAUGAUAUAGAUUGUACAAUUCAGCUUAACAGCUCAACAAAUACAUGCUAUGGCAACGCCUUUGUUCCCAUCUCUCUCUUUGUUAGUAUCACAAAAACGCACUCUGUUCACAUAAUGUUCGUAAAAAAUGGCUCAAAUAGCCAGAUUGCUUAAACAGUAUGAGGGUGCGUAGUUUAGUUAAUUAAUCAUUUGUAUUUUUGUGUUGUGAAAUUAUGAGUUUGUCCGAUAUUAACUCCCGAGUAAAACCAUCCAGAAGUGAUAUUUUUCUAUAAUUUUUGAACUGGAUUUAAAAACAAAAUUGUUCAACGGAAAAAACUCGUAAAUCAAAACAUCUUUCCAAGUUACUAAUUAAUACUUGUAAAAAGAUACAAUAUUCAGGUUCGUUGAAAAAUUGAAUAUCUUUUAAAGCGGAUUUAUACCAAGAGCCUUGAAUCGAAUACUAAUUGUGCCAUUUCCCAUUUUUAAAAUUGUUCAAAACAAAAAAAAAUAACCAAUCUGGCUGAAGUUGUACCUAGAUUAGAUUAAAAAUACAAUUUGUAACUUUAUGUUGAUAAUAAAAGCAGGAAUGAAAUAAAUGAAUAAAAAACCUAA